UCUGGCGUCCACAUUGGCCACCACCUCCUUGACACAUCAACAUUGGAAUUCGCUCACAAACCGUGCCUACUCCCCAGUCCUCCGCCCUCGCCCCGGUUCCCCUGGGCGGGUUCAACAUGAAUUAAGCCCGAAAGUUAGACAGCUCGCCCCACGCCGCAGCCCAUGGAUCGGCGGGCCAGCCUCACGCCCACCGCCGGUGGCGUCAGUGGCGGAGCUGGCGGAGCUGGCAGUGGCCCGUCCACGUCAUUGGCCGCUUCGCAAAAUCUGCCGGCUGUGCUCAACAAUCCGGGCAAAGGCAAGCAAAAGGAUUUCUUCACGCGUUCUUGGGGUGACUCGUUUACCGAGCAUCGUCCUUUGGUCUCUCCGUCCCAUCUUCCCGACGUUCAAGCCGAGCAUUUCGAGCGCUAUCGCCGAAAGGUCCACAAAUACGCUUCAAUCCACGAGCGCCACAGCCCCGCUCUACCUCCAUCGACGCCGGUUAUCCUGCCGCCGUCCUCUUCUGCCAAAGAUGUGGACCGCGUGUUUCUUGACCCCAAUUUCGAUUUAUCUCGGCCGGACACGUUUGCUGCCAUUUUCAAAUUCAAACCGGGCAUUUCCCUCACUGAACAGGUUCAGAGUGACAGCGCCAAGCUCCAAGAGCAGCUCAGUCAUCAGUUGGACUCUGUGGAAGUAGAUAUUGCUCAUCAAGUGGCGCAAAAGUCCCACCAUUUCUUUCAAGUCAUGACGUACCAUGACGCGCUGAUGACCCAACUAAAGUCUUUGGUCAAGCUGAUCCGGAACCUUCGAGCUAAUUUGAGUAGUGUGGAUGAGAAGGCCCUCCAGCCCUCGUUCCAAAUAUGUCAGUUCAAGAGGAGGCUCUCGAAUGCUCAGAGCGUGUUGGAUAAGUUGAGUUUGAUGUCGUUCCUCCACCAAACCCAACCCACGAUUCAAGUUCUACUUACAACGUCAGAGUUCUCGGGUGCAUUGGACCUCAUAACGACGUCGUGUGAGAUCAUGGCUGUGGAUUUGAAGGGUGUAAUGUCAUUCCGUCAUUUGACCUCUCAGCUCACUGAAAUCAAGACUAUCAUAGGAAAGAUCCUCUUGGAGGACUUCCAGACCUUUAUCUCCUCCGAGAUUGGCAGGGAAACGAUUCAUAUCAAGGCAACGGCUCUAGAUCACACCCAAAACAGUUGGACCGAGUUCGACACCGAUCAGCUCCGCGGUGUCAUCUACGGACUCCUCCGACAGAACUCGUACACCUUUCUGGAAGCCCUGGAAGAGGCCAGUGUGAUCGCCAUCAAGAGCACCAUGAAAGAGGUGGUCCUGAACUGCAUAGGGGACAGCUUGCCCAAUGUGAAGGAAACCACAUUGACCAAUUUGGUGGGCGAGCAUGCACAGAAGGCCUCGAGUGAGGAGUGGAUCGAUCUGUUCGACGUGCUCAUUGGCUCACUGAUUGUGCUUCAACAACGGAUCGGGGUCAUCCAUAAGGUGAUCAUGGAGUCGAUCAACUCGGCCAAUCUUUCCACGGACCCCAGCUCGUGCAAUAAUUUCAAUAAUAAUAAUAAUAAUAACAACAACAACUCCGUGGUGGUUCCGGAAGAGCAAUUGCAUCGUCUCCGGAACACCAGCCAAGAGGUUCUUAUCAAUAUCUGUGAUCAGAUGAAUGAGAGAUGCGCCAAACUCUUGACCCAACGGUCCAAAGGUGCCUCCAUUAGCCAUAUAACCACUCAAGAGCUGACCAAUAUCGGCUUGUUGGUCUCCAUCAUGGCCUCGGAAUCAAUCAAGCAAUCCAAACGACCUUGCACAGGUCUGCAAUUGUGUCUGCAAGGCCAAUCCGUCAUGUUCAUUCAAAACUUUCACGACGAGCAACGCCUGAAAGUCUCGCAAAUCCUCGAAAAAGAGACCUGGAAGAAAAGCACCUCCGAUCCCAGUCCCGUCCUGGCUCGUCUGGGCGCUAUCCCGUCCAUGUCCAAUCUCUUCACCACCGCCUCCACUCCACCGCCCCCCAAUGAACCCACUAAAACCAACGGAGAGGGCAGCCACGCCAGCCACGCCAGCCACGCCUCCUCUUCAUGCUUCCACAUCCGCGGACAAGACUUCCACGUGGUCGAGUGCGUGUCCACGUUCCUGAAGAUCCUGGCCGAGUACUGCAAUCUCUGCUCUAUGUUGCCUUCCGUCACCGUAGAACUGGGCCUCAAGACCGCCGAUCUCGUCAAGUUCUUCAACUCUCGGGUGUGCCAAUUGGUCUUGGGGGCGGGUGCCAUCAACGUGUCGGGUCUGAAGACCAUCACCAUUCGGAACCUGGCCUUAGCCUCGCGAAGUGUGGACAUGAUCCGCUAUUUCAUACCGAGUAUCCUGUCCCACUUCCAGACUUGCUACAAUGAGCAUCGACCCCAAGAUGGCAUCUCGUCCCUCAACCUCUCACCGGGUUCCACCAAAGCCGAGAUCCGGCAAUUGGAGAUCCUCAAACGACAGUUCGAUCAGGCCAGUAAGCACUUGGACAAUCACACUUUGGAGCUGUUCACCAAGAUCGUGAAUGUGGUGGAUUCCAUCAUCCAACAUCAUCUCUGCAAUUGGAAACCUACCUCAGGCGUGCCUUCGGCCAGUUUCAAGGCGCUUUGCAAGCAACUCCAUAAGCUCUAUGAGAGUGUGGAGGACGUGUGGAUGCGGCCAGAGAUCCGGAGGCUUUUCGAAGAGGUCCACAAACGGCUGUUGAGUGCGGUCAAGGUGGAGAUCCGCACCAGAGGUCUGGGCAAUGUGGAGCAUCAGUAUGCUCAGCACCUGACCUCGGAGCUGACGUUCUAUGGGCAGUGCAUGCUCAGAUUGGAUGUCCUCGAGGAGACUGAGUUAACCCGCGAGACCUUUGAGCGGCUAUGGAAGACGCUGUGAGCGAAAGAAACCUGUGAUAAGAAUAUAACACCCACACACCCCCAACCCUCCGUCUUGUUUUGGUUAUUGAUUUUUCCUUCCUUCUUCCUCUCCCCUCAUCCCUACAUGCAAGUUAUGAUAAUAAAAAGUCCAUGAAGAAAA
Tigriopus californicus is the source of this 3009-nucleotide messenger RNA. It is a transcript of the gene scat, whose product is annotated as vacuolar protein sorting-associated protein 54-like. Gene Ontology annotation, cellular component: GARP complex. Lineage: Eukaryota; Metazoa; Arthropoda; Copepoda; Harpacticoida; Harpacticidae. The record is from RefSeq and is a predicted model, not a curated record. Gene Ontology annotation, molecular function: syntaxin binding. Bases 163 to 2868 code for a protein of 901 amino acids. Gene Ontology annotation, biological process: Golgi to vacuole transport; retrograde transport, endosome to Golgi. The transcript is spliced from 10 exons.